This is a messenger RNA of Zingiber officinale, 344 nucleotides long. Its product is annotated as HMG1/2-like protein. The transcript has 5 exons. Bases 57 to 344 code for a protein of 95 amino acids. NCBI's taxonomy places the organism in Eukaryota, Viridiplantae, Streptophyta, Magnoliopsida, Zingiberales, Zingiberaceae. The record is from RefSeq and is a predicted model, not a curated record.
GUCGCUUGUUUUCUUCUCUCUAAAGGAUUUUGGUGAAGAAGGGACCGGAAUAGGCGAUGAAGAAGCCAAGGAAGUCCAAAGCUGGCAAGGAUCCUAACACGGCCAAGAGGCCUCAGAGUGCCUUCUUCGUCUUCAUGGAAGACUUUCGGAAGACGUUCAAGGAAAAGAACCCUAAUAACAAGUCGGUCACAACAGUUGCUAGCUGGAGGAGACAAGUGGAAAUCUUUGACGGAAGAAGAGAAAGCUCCAUAUAUAGCCAAGGCAGCAAUGCUCAAAGUCGAUUACACCAAAACCAUGGCUGCCUACAACAAAGGGCAGAUAAAGGUAAAGGGAAGAUGGAUUAG